Messenger RNA from Cricetulus griseus (Chinese hamster), 555 nucleotides. The record is from RefSeq and is a predicted model, not a curated record. Lineage: Eukaryota; Metazoa; Chordata; Mammalia; Rodentia; Cricetidae.
UCGUCAGAAAUGAGCGAGGAAAGAAGUAGAUAUGCUGAGCUGACAUUAUCCCUUAGGAGGAAGGAGGAAAAAACCCAGCUAGUUAAGAUAAACAAAGACUCCCCAUGGCGUAUGACUGCUGUGGUCCUGGGAACAGUAUGUCUUUGUCUUCUGAUGUCAAAUGCAGUCUUGGGAUAUUUGUUUUUGCAGAGCACUUCUAACUUCAAAUUUCAAUAUGGGAAAGAUGCAAAUGCAAAUACAGUCUCCUCAAUGGAAGUAACGGGUCCUUCAACUUUACACCCGUUCGUUAUGGGAAAAGGCUACCAUCCAUGUCAUGGAAAAUGGUCCUGUUGUGGAGAAAAUUGUUACUACUUUUCAGAAGAAGAAAAGACAUGGGAGGACAGUGAAGCAUCCUGCAGACGCCUGGGUUCUCACCUGGCUAAGAUUGACAACAGAGAAGAGCAGAACUUUAUUCAGUCACGAUUGAAUUACAGCUAUUGGGUUGGAUUACAUAAAAAUGGAAAUCAAUUCCAGUGGGUGAAUCAGAAGGACAGAGCACUUUCUUCAGACUUGUAA